Messenger RNA from Vicia faba (fava bean), 984 nucleotides. Lineage: Eukaryota; Viridiplantae; Streptophyta; Magnoliopsida; Fabales; Fabaceae. The record is from the annotation of a GenBank genome assembly.
AUGAUUUCCAAACGAGUCUUCAAGAGUAAGAAAAGUGACAGUGUAGUGUAUAACCAUUUCAAUCACAAACCAUCAAUUCAACACCCUACUUCAAUUCAAAUCACCAUGAAAACGACAACAACAACCGUCGUUCCCCCAUCAACGGCAGAAGUAAUCGACGUCGAAUCAUUUCAUCUCCCUCCGACCACCGCCAAAACCUCCACCCCCGUCGUCAUCGACCUUUCCGACGGCGAAGACGACGACGAACUCAGAAUUCUCAAUUUCGUUCCCAAAUUUAAUCCUUUACGAAAACGAAAAAGGAUCAACGUGGAAAAAGGCGAGUCUUCGUCUGCUAAUGCUAACACAAACGUCGUGCCGUUUAUCUGCGAAAUUUGCACGGAAACGAAAACCGCGAAGGAUGCUUUCUUCAUCAGCGGUUGUUCGCAUGCUUACUGUUCUGGUUGCGUCGCUUUGUACGUGAGUUCGAAGCUGGAGGAUAAUGUGAUCAACGUCAGGUGUCCUGUUUCUGGAUGCAGUGGUUUGUUGGAAGCUGAGGAUUGUCGUUCGAUUCUUCCGGUGGAGGUUUUUGAUCGGUGGGGGAAGGCGACGUGCGAGGCGUUGUUUGAUGUAUCGGAGAAAUUCUAUUGUCCGUAUGCGGAUUGUUCUGCUCUUUUGAUCAAUGAUGGGACGGAGGCUGUUAGGAAUUCGGAGUGUCCGAAUUGUAGGAAGAUAUUUUGUGCACAAUGUAAGGUUCCGUGGCAUGAUGGGAUUGAAUGCACUGAGUUUCAGAAGCUGAAUGCGGACGAGAGAGGGAAGGAUGAUGUUAUGCUGAUGAAGCUCGCCAAGGAUAUGAAUUGGAGGAGAUGCCCUAAUUGUAGGUUUUAUGUUGCCAAAUCGGAAGGUUGCUUGUUCAUGAAAUGCAGGUGUGGAAUUGCCUUCUGUUACAACUGUGGAGCUCGUCACCAAAAUCAUAGCAGCCAUUAUUGCAACAACUGUAAACACUGA